Molecule: messenger RNA, 2581 nt
Organism: Lobosporangium transversale
Lineage: Eukaryota; Fungi; Mortierellomycota; Mortierellomycetes; Mortierellales; Mortierellaceae
Product: COG4 transport protein-domain-containing protein
Exons: 9
Coding region: 100-2442 (780 amino acids)
Source: RefSeq, a predicted model, not a curated record
UAUUCUUAAAGUGAAGUUUUCUAGUGGACAGUAGGAUUCUCAUCGUUACACGCGACCUCUUUUUUUCUUUCACCACUACUAUACCAACACAUAAUACUAAUGGUGCAGGACAAAUCAUCAGUAAUGUCUAGAGAACCUGAAGAGGCCAAAGAUGAAGCGAGCAAGGAGCCCAAACAACAAUUCCACAAUCCAAGCUUGGACUUUAUUAAAUCUCUCACUAAUUUAACAGACAUCCAGGAAUGCCUGCGACAACUCGAGUUGGAAGAGAUCCAGGUCGAUGCAGAUCUAGAUGAGCUAUUAGCAGAACGCGAAAAGUUGGAGGGAAGUCUCGACAAACUAGAAGUUCUUGAGCCACAGCUAGGAAGUCUUCAGCACGAAUCAAAGGCAUUAGUCAAGGUUAUUAGUGACACCUCUAAUUUGGCCGAGAGCAUUAGUGUCAAAGUUCGUCAAUUAGAUCUUGAACAAUCGCGCGUUCAGAUGACUAUCAAGCAUGUUGAGGAUAUACAAGAACUCAAGUUCUGUAUUUCAGGAAUCCAGCGGGCAAUGGAGCAACUAGAUCAUGAGGACGCGGCUAGAUAUAUGCAAAAAGCUUUGAAAUUUGAUAAAAGUAUACUUGAGGGCUCGUUUGCGGAGAUCUCUGUCCCAUCUGCGUCAAAUCCCGAAUAUCCAACAGUUAUCUUAUCGAACGCUAAGGCGAGAUUGUUGGAGAUCAUAUCAACAGAGUUUGAAAAUGCAGUUCAAAGACAAUCAGCAGAAGAUAUUACCCGGUAUUUUAAAUUAUUCCCAUUAUUAGGGGAAGAACAAGUUGGCUUAGAUAAAUACUCCAAAUUUGUAUGCGCUAUCGUUGCCGGAAAGGCGCAGGCUUCUCUGGUUGAGCCACCCAAGUCACCGACAUUCUACGCUGAUGCUUUGGUCAGGCUGUUCGAAUCUGUUGCUAUUAUCAUCGAUCAACACCAGCCUGUGGUUGAAAAGUAUUAUGGUCCUGGAAAAAUGCUUCGCGUGAUUCAGAGGUUACAGGAAGAGAGCGAUCUUCGAAGUCGAAAAAUUUUGGAGGCUUUUGAGGAGGAACGUGAAGUUAAUAGAAAGGUUACGGAGAUUAAAUCGUUCAGGGAUCCCAAGAAAACCCUAGUUUCAUCAAUAGGACCUAUUCGAAGCCUUACACCUCAGCCUGGGAUGUCCAGCCCACAUCUGACAUCUGUUCCUGAUAUCAUCGAUCCGCGAGAACUUGACAUCAAUUUGAAUGAGAUGGUGUUGAUCUCUCAACGUGCAAGCCUCUACAAUCGAUUUUUGGAGUCUAGAGCGAAGUCGGAAGUGGAGCAUUUGGAGAAUGAACAUCAGAUGAAAGAUACUGUUGUUGAGAAGCCCAAGAAUCUCUAUAACGAUUCAGGUUUGCUCCGCACAAGCGGUUUGUCUCGUAAAGUCGAGGAGAUAGUAGACCACUAUCUAGCGAUUGAAGAGUUCUUUUUGCGUCGCAGCGUUGACAAGGCGAUGAAAAUUGAUGAGUAUACUGAUUACAGUAGCAAAACCUCAAGUUGCGUGGAUGAUGUAUUUUAUAUACUAAAGAAAACUAUUUCGCGAGCAGUCCAUACAUCAAAUAUAGACUGCUUAGCAGCAAUGAUCAACUUUAUAAAAAACACAUUGGAAAUGGACUACAUGUCAGUCUUCCAAAAGAAUAUGGGGAACGCAUUCACGAAUGGAGAUACCAAAGAAGCACGGUUUCAAUAUAUGCUUCUGCUUAAUAACAUUAGUGUCAGUAUAGAGUAUCUGGAGAGGCUGACUGUAGAGAUUGAACAAGAGUCUCUAUCAACUAUUGCAUCUUUAUCGGAAAAUGCGCUGGCGAAAGCAAAGGCAGUUCUAUCAGGAUUGACUGCAUCCUCUAGUAAAUUUAAGAAGAUUUUAAACCAAGGGAUCGAGGAACUGUUUGAACGGACGUUACGGCCGCGGCUUAGACCAUUACUACUGGACUCAUAUAGAGAAAUCAAGUAUGUAGUGACGGAUGAAGAGUAUGCAGAGCAAGAGGCACUCAAUAGCUUUGUGCAUCGUUUCAUGUCGGGCUUUGACGCUCUUAUCGAACCGUUUAAGUUCGCUUUAACAGAAGACAACUAUAAUCAAGUGAUUGUGAAUGCCGUGAUCAUUUUAACCAAGACAUGGGAGAAAAUUAUUUUUCAGAAAAAGUUCAACAAAAUGGGUGCUAUUCGUUUUGAUAAAGAUCUCCGAGCAGUUGGUUUCUAUCUAGUAUCACUGACGACCUUCCCAGUCAGAGAAAAAUUGACGCGACUCAAUCAAAUGGCAAUGCUACUGGACUUGGAAGCGCUGGAAGACCUGUAUGAGAUAUGGGGCAGCAACUCGGAGACGAUCACUUGGCGUCUCACAGACGCUGAAGUCCGCCGUGUUUUGAGCUCUAGGAUCGAUUUUCAACCAGAAGACAUUGCACGGCUGUAGCACAACAAGGUUUCAAUAAAGUGAACGGUCACAUUCUUCUUCCAUGCCCUUUUACAGCACUGUCCGUGCAUUUCAAUAAUUAUUGCGCUCAUUUCACUUGUUACCAUCAUACGAACAACAUGAACAAAAUAAACCAUGA